UAGAGCAUCUGAUUAGUUGGUGUGUCCCUCUCGCUCUUAAUAAAAGUGAUCCCUUUAGUAUAAACGCUAUACAGACGCUGGAUAUUGUCAUGGAGGACAUCGAAAAGAAAACCCCAUCAGUCAUUGAUCGGUAUUUCACUCGCUGGUAUAAAACAGAUCUAAAGGGAAAGUCAUGUGAGGAUCACUGCAUCCUACAGCAUUCCAACAGGAUCUGCGUCAUCACACUUGCAGAGUCUCACCCCAUCCUUCAGAAUGGACGAAAAAUCAAAAACAUUAACUACCAGAUCAGUGAUGGAUGCAGCAGACUUAAAAACAAAGUGUCUGGAAAGUCAAAAAGAGGUGGUCAGUUCCUGACAGAGUUUGCCCCACUGUGUAGAAUAACAUGUACAGAUGAAGAGGAAUACACCAUAUUCAGCUGUAUCCGAGGACGUCUCUUAGAAGUAAAUGAAGCCAUUCUCAACAGACCAGAUCUGUUAUUGGAAAAGCCUUCUACAGAGGGUUACAUUGCUGUUAUAUUACCUAAAUUUGAGGAGAGUAAGAGCAUCACAGAAGGCCUUCUGAACGGAGAACAAUAUCAGGAGGUUCUCUCUAAAAGAACAAACCAACAACAAGAGCCUUGCUGACUACAGUUUG
Messenger RNA from Xyrauchen texanus (razorback sucker), 633 nucleotides. It is a transcript of the gene abitram, whose product is annotated as actin binding transcription modulator. The coding region runs from base 90 to 623 and encodes 177 amino acids. The transcript has 6 exons. Gene Ontology annotation, cellular component: nucleus; dendrite; lamellipodium. NCBI's taxonomy places the organism in Eukaryota, Metazoa, Chordata, Actinopteri, Cypriniformes, Catostomidae. The record is from RefSeq and is a predicted model, not a curated record. Gene Ontology annotation, biological process: regulation of actin filament polymerization; regulation of filopodium assembly; dendrite morphogenesis. Gene Ontology annotation, molecular function: actin monomer binding; actin filament binding.